AUGGAGGAAGAAGAUAUGCAGCAGCAAGAAUCAUCACCAAAGAGAAUAAAAAGAAGACAAGAUGAUGGCUUCCGAAGCAGAAGCAGGAGCAGGGGAAUCGUUACCCUAUCCGACGACAUUCUUGAAUACAUAUUCUCGUACUUGUCGAUAAAGUUAGCCAUAAAGAUUGGAACUUUAUCUUCAAGAUUUCGUAAUUCAUGGAUAUAUAGUCGAAAUCUUGACUUCGACGAGGAAUUUGCAGAAGGCCAGAGUCGAGAAGAGUUUAUCAGAAUAGUUGAUCGUGUUCUGAAACUCCAUAUGGGUCGUAAGGUGUGUAGAUUUCGUCUCUUCUUUGAUCCGAGCGAGAAGGUUCUACAAGUUGAUGAAUGGAUACGUUUUGCUGCCAUGAAAGGAGUUGAAGAGGUCGAUUUAGACUUCUCUGCUGGCUCAGAGAGGAUCUUAAUUUAUAAGAUUCCUGAUUUUCUCUUGGAUUGUGGAUCAGUGAUGGUUCUUAAAUUAACUCUCUGUGAGUUUAUGCCCCCUUUGAUUAGCUUCAAUGGUUUUGGCUCACUCACCACCCUCUCUCUUAGUCGGGUUGAUGUUACUGACCAGAUACUCCAUUCUGUGUUCCAAACAUGUUUGCUUUUAGAGAAUUUAGAUCUGAAUAAGUGUCUGGAGCUCGAUAAUCUUAGAAUUUCAGCUAGAAAUCUAAGGAGGUUCAAGAAGUUGAAGAUCACAGAUUGUAAAAAUCUAUAUUGUUUGAAAAUUGAUGCCCCCACUCUACACUCACUGCAUUAUUCUGGGAAUGGGAAGCUCAUGUUCUCUUUUGGUAGUACCUCAAAUCUGAAAGAUGCAAUGCUUGAUUUCACUGUUUCAAUGUUCAGAGGAUUUGGGGAGACUUUAUACAUGGAAAAUCUUCCAUUUAAGUUAGUUCAUGUCAAGAUUCUCACUGUCUCAAGUAUUUUCCUUCAGGGACUGUCUCCCAAGUAUGUAAAUGGAGAACUUAAAGCUAUUCAAUUCUGUUUACACAACUUGAAGGAAUUUCAAUUAUUGAUGGAGACAGUAAGCUAUUGCAAUCCCUAUGACAUUGCUUUGUUCCUCAAGAACUGUCCAUGGCUAGAGAGAAUUUUCAUAGAUCUCAAAGGAUUUUCUUUCUACCAUGGGAUUUACUGGGAGCUACAUGCGAAGCAGCCACUAGCACAACUUGGUUGUAAAUUUCAGCACCUCAAAUCUGUCAAGUUGAAUGGUUUCAAGUUUGAAGAGCUUGAAAUGCUGUUGGUGAAGUUUGUGUUAGAAAAGGCGAUCGUGUUGGAAACUCUAUUUCUUGUGCCUGACAAGAACCAGUACAAAAUAACCUAUACUGGAGAUAUGCAAAUUGGGAUCUCUAGAGAGGUUCAGAUGGGAAGUAGUAGAAUAGGAAAAGACCUAGGGAAGGUCUGGCCCGAGCUUGGGAAUGCAUUAGGACCUGAUUGUGAGAUCGAAAUUGGUUCUAUUGUUGCUGGUCCUGUCUUGGGAGAACGGGAUCAGACUUCCAGUCCGGCUCUCGAGGUGGAUGAGGUCGAAGCCGAAGAUAGGGAGAAUCAAGGCUCGGCUGAUCAUGGGGACCAGGUCUGA
Telopea speciosissima is the source of this 1593-nucleotide messenger RNA. Its product is annotated as putative FBD-associated F-box protein At1g61330. NCBI's taxonomy places the organism in Eukaryota, Viridiplantae, Streptophyta, Magnoliopsida, Proteales, Proteaceae. The record is from RefSeq and is a predicted model, not a curated record. Bases 1 to 1593 code for a protein of 530 amino acids. The transcript has 4 exons. Gene Ontology annotation, molecular function: protein binding.